Molecule: messenger RNA, 825 nt
Organism: Rhodotorula graminis WP1
Lineage: Eukaryota; Fungi; Basidiomycota; Microbotryomycetes; Sporidiobolales; Sporidiobolaceae
Exons: 4
Coding region: 1-825 (274 amino acids)
Source: RefSeq, a predicted model, not a curated record
AUGUCCAUCUUCCGCCACUUCGCGACCGAUGCCAAGGCGCCAACGUCCUCGUCCAGCCAGCAGAUCCCGCCCCAGCAGCACCUGCCGCCGCCCGAGUACCCGCACCCGCACCCGACGAGCUCGUACGCCAACCCGACUCGCCCGGUCGCCCCGACCUACGCCGCCCUCCACCUCGCUCGCAGCGACCGCGUGCGCCUCAUCGCCUUCCCGCCGACCGUCAUUCAGCCUGUGCACGACGCCAUCACCCGCUCGUGGGCCCUUGGCAUCCAGCAUGCCGGCGUGUCUGACCCCGUCUCGUACGAGUUCAAGCUGAGGGGCAACCCGUGGUAUGGCCAAGCCGAACAAGCUGUCCCGUCUCGACGCCUCGUGAGCAACCUCCUCGCAUGCCUGUCGAGCCAAGGCUGGCACCUCGCCUCGGAGGUGGACCUGUCGCGCAAAGGCUACGACAAGGACACGCUCCUGUUCCGCUCGGGCCCGCCACUCGCUCGCCAGGUCUUCUCGGUCAGCUUCAACCAGGGCGACAAGGCGCGCAUCAUCGACCCGCCGAACGACGAGGUCCUGAACGCCUUUCUCGCCGCCGUUUCGUCAUGGCCCGCAGGCAUCCAGUCGCAGGCGCUCAAGGAGCCGGGCGCCUGGCAGAUCAAGCUGCGCGGGUACCCGUGGCAUACGUCGUCCGGCUCCGAGGUCAACCACGCCCGCAUCCUCGCGUGCAACAUUCUCGCCGCGCUCGACGGCCUCGGCUGGGAGCUCAUCGGCAGCGUCGACAUCAGCCAGGGCAGCGACGGCCAAGACCUCGACAGCUGGUUCUUCGGCCAGAAGAUCUGA